GCCCCUCCGCGCCUUCAACUCCCCGGCUCCCUCGGUCGGCGACGCGCCAGGAUCGAAAAAAUCGCGACCUCGCAAGCGUCCCGACGUCUCCGGCCGACCCGUGCAGAUCUUGCAUCCGUCCAAAGUGAUGCGAGGCAGAUCGAAAGCCCGGUGGCAGGAUGUCUUUCGGGUCUGGGAGCGCGAGAUUCCCAAGCCUGAUUUCGCCAUCCAUCAUGCGGCCAAGGCUGUGCGGCUCCUGCCCAAGGUCAACUUUCGGGGGCUUCCAACCGAAGAGGAGGGGAGCCAUCCGGUACUGCAGCACCUGCUCCGCCGGACCCAGGAGCUUCUUCAGUUGGACAAUUGUACGGUGGCAGUCUCGGAGGGGAUCUCCGCCGGCCGCAAUCGCCGCGAAGGGCUCUGUGCGGAAGAUGUGGCCGCGAUGAUUCGGGCGGCUGAAUCCUUGGCUACACGCCUGCCUCAGUUGCAGAAAGACCUGGUCCCGUCUCUGCAAGAGAAGGUGCAAGCCGCGGUGACGAGGCUAAGCGACAAGGAUGUCAUCAGCAUUCUCUUGGCCGGUUCCUGGGAGUCUGUCCCAGAGGUUUGGGCUCAGUUCCUUGGCCGUCUUCGUCCGGAUCUUGCCGACAGCGUCAGCAUGGAGGACCUCCCCUCCCUGGUCCGGCUGCUCACUGGGAUGCCGGACACUGUCGCCGCCGCGCGAGGCGAGCGCUCAAACUCCCAGAGUGCAGAGCUCCUCCUGACCUUGCGGGAGCAGGUUUCGGCGGUAGCUCCCAUGAUGAGCCUCUCUGAUCUCGCCGACUGCUUCUGGUGCCUGGCCGAUGUUAACCUGGUCACAAAGUCGCUGCGGCGCGCAGUGACCGAGAGAGUGGCACAACAGGCGCCGAAGUGGAGGAGGAAAGACUACGAGCCAUCGCUUUGGCAGCUUGUCCAUGCCUAUGCAAAGAUGCAGGUGAAGGACCCGGCCAUGUGGAAAGCUGCAGCCAGAACGGCCCUAAGGGAAGACUUGGCAACUCACACCAAUUGGGCCAUCGCAGUCUUGCAGUGGUCGUAUGCGCAGCUGGAAGACCACGAGGAUGACCUGGGGCAGUUUCGGCUGCGCUUGGGCGCCGAGGCGGCCCGACGCCAGCUGUCUCGCGAAGCCCCUCCUGAGUGGAGCCAGGACCUUGGGGAGGAAUGGCUGGAACGGCGCGUGGAGCGCCGGCCCCACCAAAUCGCGCCACGACCGCUUCGGCUGCUCCAGCGGCUCUCGCGGGAGGAGGAUGCCCGCCGGGCUGGCGAACUGCGCCAACUUGUGGCACGGCCCGGCUGGCGGGAGUUGGAGUCGGAUGUUGAUGAGCUGGACGAUGGCGAGGUGGCUGACAUCGAGGAGUUCCGCCUCUUUGAUCUCACCGGAGGCCUGGAAGAGCCGACUGAAAGCUGA
Molecule: messenger RNA, 1417 nt
Organism: Symbiodinium natans
Lineage: Eukaryota; Dinophyceae; Suessiales; Symbiodiniaceae
Source: the annotation of a GenBank genome assembly